Molecule: messenger RNA, 12678 nt
Organism: Callithrix jacchus (white-tufted-ear marmoset)
Lineage: Eukaryota; Metazoa; Chordata; Mammalia; Primates; Cebidae
Source: RefSeq, a predicted model, not a curated record
GGGUUGCUAAGGCAGUGCCCAGACAGGAGCAGCUUUGGUGGACACCAGAGCCCUGCUCCUGAGCCUCCCGCUGCCUCAACCCACGCGUCCUGCUGCUUCGCUGCUCUUUCACACUGACCUGUAGCUGAACCUCCCACCUACCCUUGAGGACUUCGUUUGAACCCCAUCCUUUCCCAGACCCCUUUCCCCUCCUCCUCCUGCUCCAGCCUCAUGGUGACCUGAGAGGACCAAGACAUGCGACUGCGGUGGCUGCUCUUUUGGCUCCUCGUAUUGGGGUUUCCCAGCCAUCAGUCCACCCAGGAACUUCUGAGCCAUCCGUGUCUUCUGCGCUUGGGACCUGCCUCCAGGGAGUCUGCGUCCAAUCAGAGUGAUGGGAGCCCCAGAAGCCCGUCAGAUGGGACAGAAAAGGGUUUCGACCUGCUGGGGUGUUUGCAAGGCGGGAGUCACCAGGAGUGACAUGACCAGGGUGUGAGCAAGGACUGUAUUGUCCUUUGUUCUGUCAAAUGUGUCUUGUGAAGAUCAUUGAUUUACCCAAAGCCCUUUUGAUUGUCCAAAUGUAAAGAAAUCCAGGUUUCUAUUUGGAAUGGUUUUACCCUCACAUUAUAAUACCUCUCCACUACACUCAGGAGAGGGCACCUUCUAGAGACGAGAGUAUUUGUUCUAAGUGGCAUGCACAGAUUCUCAGAGAGGGAUCUGGACAGUCUAGUGAUGGGGAGCAACCACUGCAUGGAGGCAGAAUUGCCCCACAGGAAUGCCUCCAAUCAAAGAAGAGCCUCUUGAUUCUUUUGAGUCUAUGAAGGAGGAAAUGUCUUGAUCGUCUUUGUUGGAAUUUAUUUCCCUUUACCUGGCUGCAUUUUUAUAGAUCAAUUAAACUCUCAUUCCCUACCUGACCUUUUAAGACUUGGAUACAUUUUUCUCAUUGCAUUUUCCACCUCCACCCUUGCUCAUGGCCAUCAAUUAUCAGAACCUAAGCUUUCCCUGGCCCCAUGGGACCUAAUCUGGGUAGGAGCCCACUGCUGAUAACCUGCAUCCAGACAAUUGUCAGAUGUGACAACAGUGCCCAGGACGGGGAUGUUUUCCUGGUCAGUGACAAGGUGGCCUUUGUGCUUUUGUGCGUUUGAUCCACAUCUUUCACCACUGUGCCCAGAGCUCCUGCUUCCUGUCAGAGGGAGGCGCCUUAGGGACAGCGAGUCCCUCACAGGAUCCCAGGCUGCAGUCACCUCCACUGUGAGGCUGAAGACAAAAGUGCCACAGAGCUCAGAGGCUGCUUUCUAGAGAGAUUUCAUUUGCACAAAACUGUCUUGGUAUGUGGAUUGGUCUGAAUUGCAUUUUGAGUUUAUUUUGUCCUCCAAUACUUGUAAAUCCAGUGUUUGUAAGUACUAUGUGUGCCUAGUGUAAUGGUGGCCUACAUUCCAGAAAGUUCAUAUUGCUUUCCAUAUGGAUUUCCAAGCUUGCUCCUGAGUGCUUUAUGCACAAUGCUCCAAAAUACGAAGGUGAACUCUUGCUAGUGGUUACUUAGUUUUGUGUUUUUAACUGACCUCAAUUCUUACAGUUUUAAUCAUAAUUCCAGGAAGACUAUGUCAUGCAAAUCUUUCUGGACUUUGAAAAUCUGACAUGAAGUGCCCCAUUUCAGCAGUAGUGAACAUUGAUUUUCAAAAGUUAUUUCUAGAAACGGACUAAAUAACAAUCUGUGAUUAUUUUUGUUGGAAUAUAACCUAGGUGUUCUUAUUGUAGCAGCUGUCCACUCUCAGUUUUGUGUAUAGAUAAACAUAUAUUCAGGUAGUAUUUUCAUCUAUAACUUUAAGACUUUUUUCUUAUAUUUUUCUCAUUUUUCCACACAGUGUUGGCAUAUUUUUGGAUCUAUUUCAAAGAAUGUAACAAAAAUUUCUAAUAUUUAAAAGAAGGCCUUGGCUUCCCAACCAGUGGACAUGGAUGAAUCUGGAGAACGUCAUCCUCAGCAAACUGACACAAGAACAGAAAAUGAAACACCGCAUAUUCUCACUCAUAGGCGGGUGAUGAAAAAUGAGAACACAUGGACACAGAAAGGGGAGUACUAAACACUGGGGUCUAUUGGGGGGAAAAGGGGAGGGCCAGUGGGAGGGGGAGGUGGGGAGGGAUAGCCUGGGGAGAAAUGCCAAAUGUGGGUGAAGGGGAGAAGAAAAGAAAGCACACUGCCAUGUGUGUACCUACGCAACUGUCUUGCAUGCUCUGCUCAUGUACCCCAAAACCUAUAAUCCAAUAAAAAAUUAAAAAAAAAAAAAUUUCUUCUCAGGAAGAAUUACACAGAACAAACUAUACAAUUCUUUUUUUUUUUUUUUUUUUUUUGAGACCGAGUUUCGCUCUUGUUGCCCAGGCUGGAGUGCAAUGGCGCGAUCUCGGCUCAAGGCAACCUCCGCCUCCUGGGUUCGGGCAAUUCUCCUGCCUCAGCCUCCUGAGUAGCUGGGAUUACAGGCACGCGCCACCAUGCCCAGCUAAUUUUUUGUAUUUUUAGUAGAGAUGGGGUUUCACCAUGUUGACCAGGAUGGUCUUGAUUUCUUGACCUCGUGAUCCACCUGCGUCGGUCUCCCGAAGUGCUGGGAUUACAGGCGUGAGCCACCGCGCCCUGCCCAAAACUAUACAAUUCUUAAACGUAACAUUGCUAACUUGGAGAAGUACACACACCGGCAUAUCGGAACUCCCUUUCAAAAUCUGCAAUAUUACGUCACCCCAGAAAGUGAACUCUCCCUCUUCCCAACCAAUCCCUUUCUCAUCAGAGGUUGAUUUUGCUUCUUCUGGAAUUUGACGUCUAUAGAUGCAUGCCAUGCCCUAGGUACUCUUUGGUGUCUUUCUGAUUCUGCUUAACAACGUUUCUGAAAUCAUUCCCAUUGUUGCACGGAUCACUAACUCAGUCCUUUCCACUUUGGACUCUGUAUAUGCUCAGUCCACCCUGUUGAAUACCUAUCUCUGUUUAAUUACCAUCUUGAAAGAAACACUUAAAAUUAAGAUUUUUUUUUCUUUUUUUUGAGACGGAGUUUCGCUCUUGUUACCCAGGCUGGAGUGCAAUGGCACGAUCUCGGCUCACUGCAACCUCCGCCUCCUGGGUUCAGGCAAUUCUCCUGCCUCAGCCUCCUGAGUAGCUGGGAUUACAGGCGCGCGCCACCAUGCCUUGCUAAGUUUUUGUAUUUUUAGUAGAGACGGGGUUUCACCAUGUUGACCAGGAUGGUCUCCAUCUCUUGACCUCGUGAUCCACCCGCCUCGGCCUCCCAAAGUGCUGGGAUUACAGGCGUGAGCCACCACGCCCAGCCACAUAAGAAAUUUUCAAGAAAAUACAGUUCAAUCCUGAGGAAUCUAUGUAGCAAUGUUCUCAGAAGCCAUCUGAACUUACUCAGGGGAAGUCUUUGUCUUCAUUCACAUGAGUCUAAUGGAAUUAAUAUCAAGAAUCUUAGCUAUUCAUGCCAUGUUCAUGAUCCCACUUGGGUAUUUCUGAAUGAAGUCAUCUUUUUAUUAUAGUUUUUUGACUAAUGCUGUUUUUUUGUUUGUUUGGUUUUUUUGAGAUGGAGUCUUGCUCUGUCACCAGGCUGGAGUGCAGUGGUGCCAUCUCAGCUCACUGCAACCUCCGAUUCUCUGGUUCCGGUGAUUCUCCCGCCUCAGCCGCCUGAGUAGAUGAGGCUACAGGCAUGUGUUACCACACCCAGCUAAUUUGUGUAUUUUAAGUAGAAACCAGGGUUUCACCAUGUUGGCCAGGAUGGUCUUGAUCUCCUGACCUUGUUAUUCACCCACCUUGGCUUCCCAAAGUGCUAGGAUUACAGGCAUGAGCCACCACACCUGGCAACUUAUGCUGAUCUUUAAAUGGCAGAGAUUCCUGUAAUCCAAGAAAGAAAUGUGAGUGAUUCACAGGGAUUCUUUUUAUCAUGGGUCACGUAACAAAUACUUCCAAUGUUAUAUGUCAAUUUAAAAAGUAGUAACCUUAAAAAAACGAUAAUUACUUUACACCUAGCUUGUCCAACCCAGGACAGCUUAGAAUGUGGCCCAACAUAAAUUUGUAAACUUUCUCAAAACAUUAUGAUUUUGUUUUGUAAUUUUUUUAAGCUCAUCAGCUAUUUUUAGUGUUAAUGUAUUUUAUGUGUGGUUCAAGAUAAUUCUCCUUCUUUUAAGAUAGCCUAGGGAAGCCAAAAGAUUGGACAUAUUUGCAUUAGAGAAAAGACACCCCACAUUCACAAUGCCGGGUGUAGUGGCUCACGCCUGUAAUCCAAGCACUUUGGAGGCCAAGGUGGGCGGAUCAUCUGAGGUCGGGAGUUCAAGAGCAGCCUGACCAACAUGGUGAAACCCCAUCUUUAUUUAUAAAAUUUAAAAAAUGUAAAAUAAAUAAAUAAUAAUUUAAAAAAAACAAACCACUACCAGCCAUGCAAGAACCAUGAGACUGUUAACUUCCAAUCCUUCUUGAAGCAGUGGGAUCCCUGGUGAUAGAUGAGGGGUGUGGUUACCUCUUGGAGGAGGUUGAGGGUUUCUAAGGAUGAUUCCUUGUGACCGAAACAUGGUAAAUGUCAUUGAGCUUCUCAUUAUUCCAUCUGUUAUUAUUUCAGGUCAUCCAUGUCCUGCCUGAAAGUUUGCAUCCAGGGCCUGGCUUUUCUGAAAUUCCCUGGAUGCUUAUUAUAAUUGCUGUUUCCCUGGGAAUUCGUUCCCUUGCCAUUUUGUUGUGGAUAACUAGCCUCGGUGUGAAUACAUAACUUCUUACAGAGGUCCACUUGUAACCAUAAAUAAGAAGAAAUUAUUUAGAACAAUUCAUGGUUCUGAACUUUAUUAUGAAUAUUGAAUUUUACAAAAAAAAAAUCAGGGAAAUGAUUUAUUACCCUAACAAUAAUGAAAAUAUCUACCAUUUACAGAAUGAAAAUUAAGUAGGUUCACGUUUGUUUAAUAGGAUGUCAACAGCGCUUUUGGUCAAAAAUAUGUUUUUUACCUUUGUGCUGUUUUAUCAGAAAUGAAAUAAAGGUAAAUGCUGGAGUCCUUUUCACUCUGCCUAUUACAGGACACUUUAGUCUUUUCCCACAGCGCCCUCUCCUGGCUUGGCCUCUGCUCUUCAGGUUCUGGGUGCCUUUUCUGUCUGGCAUUUUUCAAAGCAAAAUCUUCCCCAUGAGCUUCCAGGCUUCUCCAUUCCCAGCUGGUCAUCUUUGUUGGCACCGCCAGAAGCCGUGAAUGCUUAGGGGCCGAGGACUGAAGGGCUUCCACUGGUCUGUUUGCAGAAAUAACACGAGGCGAUGCCACUGAGCUCCACUGCUGGAGGUCUCAUGGCCCAGGGAAUCCUGACUGAUCCAUUCAACUGAUCCAUCCCCAAAUAUUGUGAGGUCCUGUUUCCAAAAUAUGUAGGGUUUUGUUUUGAGCUGUGAUUUUAUUUCUCUUCUUUUUAAAAAUGUAUUUUAUUUCUCUUCUUCUAUAAGGUAGGCGAUUAGCAUUCAGAAUAUCUGCUGUAAUCCUGGAAGUGAAAAAAAAGUCAAAACUCCUUAAUCCAACAUUAAUUAGUAUGUGCUGUGUGCCACUUUGAAUACGCCUGGACAAAGUCAGUGCCAUAAUUCAUCAUAGUCCCAUCUGUGUUGUGCAGAGUUGCUCCCACUCCCACCCAGUGGCACCCUAGAUCUCACAUUCUAGGUAUAAGAGGUUCCGCAUUUGUAAUAGAAAAUGUGCCCUGGCUGUGAGGUAGUGAAGAGUGAACGUCACUCAUUACCUACAAGGACAAUUCCCAAUGACGACCCUCAAUGAUGCUCAGUGAAGCUGGUUCUCCUUGGCCUCUACGGUUUUGAAAGCUGCUGAGUCCUCUGAUCGCACAUGAUGGGACUGGUACACCUACAAUCAAACACAUUUUUAAAACGUCUGUUGUUUAGAAUUCCCACCUCAUUUUUCGAUGGAAUUUGGUGGAAAAAAUUAUUAUCUUUUAUGUCAUAGUGCACUUAAAUGUUGGAAGUUAAAAUGAUCGCUGUGCCAAACUAACAUCUGUAUGUAGGAUUGUUCUGUCAGAAAACCCUCUCCCAAUUCCCCUGCAGGUCUUCAGGAAUCCAGAUCUCCCCAGAGAUCUUUGUGCCCACAGGUGGCACCUCCAGAGUGGAGAAGAGCCUUUGUCAAGAAGGGAAGCAGAUGGGGGGAUGAGAGCGUCCUGCAGGCACAGCUGGAAUCGACUUCCACUCCGCCUCUUGCAAGCUGUGUGACCCUGGGUCAACAUGGCUGAACGGGAGCCUCAUCCUCUGUCAGAAUGGCCCAACCUAUCCUACCUCAUGGCUGGCCCUUCCAGACCAUUGAUGGGCUGCCGGGCACCUCCUCCACCUCCCGGUCCUCUGGGACCUCAAUCACUCUCUGCAACUGAACCUUCUCUAGAACCUCUGAUACCUCCUCCACUGGAACAACCUCUGGAGCCUGAAACACCUUCUCCAGCUGAAGGUUUCCUGAGACGUCAGACACCUCAGCCACGUGAGUUUCCUAAGGGACCUCAGCAACAUACUCCAGUCGAGUGUCCCCUGGACCCGCAAUCACCUCCUGACCUUGAGUGUUCCCCUGGAAGUUCAACAACCUCCAAUACUACAGUGUCCACUGGGAGUCAACCACCUCCUCAACGUGAGUGUCCCCUGGAAGUUCAACAACCUCCUAUACUACAGUGUCCACUGGGACCUCAACCACCUUCUGAAUGUGAGUGUCCCCUGGAAAUUCAACAACCUCCUGAAGCUGUCUCUUUUCUGGGACCUCAUCCUCCUCCUGCAGGUGUCUGUCCUGCAGCACUUCCUCAGCCUACUGCCGCUGUCUGUCCCCAGGACCUCAUGUUCCACCUGCAGGUGUCUCUCCUCCCAGACCUCAUCCACCUCCUGCCGGCAUUUGUGUGCCGGGACCUCAUGCACCUCCUGCGGGUUUCCGUCCUCUGGGACCUCAUUUCCCUCCUGCAGGUGUCUGUCCUGCAACGCCUCAUCAACCUACUGCAGCUUCUUGUCCCCAGGGACCUCAUCUACCUGCUACAGGUGUCUCUCCUCUGGGACCUCAUCUACCUGCUACAGGUGUCUGUCCCCUGGGACCUCAUCUACCUGCUACAGGUGUCUGUCCCCUGGGACCUCAUCUACCUGCUACAGGUGUCUCUCCUCUGGGAUCUCAGUGACUUUUCUCCUGCUCUGUGGCCUGUGGGACCUCAGCCUGCUCCUCCACUCAGCAGUCUGUUUGGCCUCAGCCACCUCCUCUACUGGGUGGCCUCUGGCCCCUCAACUACCACCUCUACAUGAGUCACCUCGGUUACUUCAAUAGUCUCCACUCACGGCCUCCGGGACUUCAGCCAACUUCUCCCCGGGCUCCUCUAGUAUAUCAGCCAUCUCCUCUACUUGGCUGGCCUCUGCGAUCUCAACCAAGUCCGUCACCUCAGUGUCCUCUGGGACCUCGGCCACCUCCUAUACCCAUGUGUCCUCCGGGACCUCGGCCACCACCUCCUAUACCCAUGUGUCCUCCGGGACCUCGGCCACCACCUCCUAUACCCAUGUGUCCUCCGGGACCUCGGCCACCACCUCCUAUACCCAUGUGUCCUCCGGGACCUCGGCCACCACCUCCUAUACCCAUGUGUCCUCCGGGACCUCGGCCACCACCUCCUAUACCCAUGUGUCCUCCGGGACCUCAGCCACCACCUCCUAUACCCAUGUGUCCUCCGGGACCUCGGCCACCACCUCCUAUACCCAUGUGUCCUCCGGGACCUCGGCCACCUCCUCCGCAUGCACCACUUUUCUUCUGAACAGUAUACAUUGACUUGUGAAAUGAAUUUAUCUUUCUUUUAUUUUUUUGAGUUAAUUGAAAUAUCACAGAUGUUACCGCAGGCCUUGCAGUACAAUGGUAACACUGGCUGAGGACGUGGUCACUUUUGUCAAGUUUCUGAGGGUGCACAGCUGGUCACAUUAUUUCUUCAUCAUGACCUUGGCAGGAGGUAUCUCCUGUAGAUGAGGAAAUAGUGUGUUUUAUUUUUGGGGAGGAUGGAGUCCCGCUCUGUCACCUAGGCUGGAGUGCAGUGGCGCAAUGCUGACUCACUGCAACCCCGCCUCCAGUGCUCGGGUGAUCCUUCCAUCUAAGCCUCUGGAGUAGCUGGGACUACAGGCAUGAACCACCAUGCUUGGCUAUUUUCUUAACAUUUUUUUAAAGACCGUAUUUCAUUAUGUUGCUCAGGCUGGUCUCAAACUCCUGGUAUCAUGGCAUUUGCUCACUUUGCCCCCCGCUUAAAGUGCUGAGAUCAGAGGCAUGAGCCACUGUGCCCAGCCAGAAAUUGUGUAUAGAAGCCAGAAAUAGCACUUUUGCAGGCGUGUAUGGCACCUGGGCCAUGUGGCCUGCUCUGUGAGGGAUGAGCCCCGUCCCUGACUCGCAGUGUCCUGGGUCCUGCAGCAAAGAGAUUCCCACUGAGAGGCCUUGAGCUUCUGACCACCCCUAAUAGAAGCGCAGGGCGAAGGGCCCCACAUGCAGACAGAGGAGACGGCAUCUCCUGGGAAUAAACAGGAGGCUGUGGAAGAGAAGGAUGAGGCAGGGAGGUGUCACAUGGGGGUUUGUUGAACUCAGGUGGAGCUGGAGGACUGCUCUUGGCCAGGCAAGCAGCAUGAGCAGGAGUGUGGGGUCUGCAUGAGUGCCACACAGAGCCACCGUGGAGAGCUCACACGGCACAGUGUGCACAGGGAAUGAUGCCCCCAGCACUUCCUAGUUUCCCUACAGCCUUUAGUCCACUAUGUGUAGAAAGAUGACUCUCCCCGGAUGUGUGAAGGCUCUGGAUCAGGGUGAAUGAAUGCUUAGAGGUCUGGGAACUUGAACUUGGUUCUGUCAGGGGACCCUGUCUCCCCGAGUUUUUAGGGGCUGAGGAAACUAACAAUGAAAAUGGGUCGGGUUCAGUGGAGCUGUGGCCUUGGCCUUCAGAAUGAGGCCCAUCCUGAGCUGCUCCGGCAUCAUCUCACCCCAGUGCCCUCUCCUUCCCACUGGGACUCCCAGCUUUGUAUCUCCUGAGCUGGGCAUGCAGACUCUCCCCUUUCCCUGUGUCCCUGCUGCCUAAGCCCAGACACUGUCUCUCAGUGGGACUCAGAGCCCCAGCUUCCUAAUAAAUGAGGCGAGAAUGAUGUGCUUAUGGGGUCAUUUUGAGGACUAAGAGACGAAGCCUAUAAAGAAAGCAUCUUGCAAAAUAGCUGGCAGGUGUUAGACCUGCCAGAAAUAUUCCCGUUCAGAAGAUCAGCAGAAGAUAUUCCCCAAAGUUCAUUCAAUAAACAUUAGGGUGUAACAGCUCAGGCCUGCGAUUUCCAAUCUCUGUUGCAAAAGAUAAGGGAAAGUACUUGUCUCCAAGAUUAAAAUUCAGGUUCUUACGAGAUGAAGGAAUUAGAGGAAUGCAUACACAGGUAACCUCUGAGAUCUGUAUCUGUGAUCUGUAGGUAAUUAUUCUCCACAACAUACAGACACACAUGCAGCCACUCACAGAAGUAUUCAGCAGGGGCAUAGUUAUUUCAUAGCAGAGAAAAUGUAUUUUGGGGGGGGGGAAAGGAUCACAUUCAUCUAUUUUUUUUUGAAAUGGAGUUUCACUCUUGUUGCCCAGGCUGGAGUACAAUGGCAUGAUCUCAGCUCAUUGCAACCUCUGCCUCCCAGGUUCAAGCAAUUCUCCUCCCUCAGCUUCCUGAAUAAUUGGGAUACAGGCGUCCACCAUUAUGCUCAGCUAAUUUUUGUAUUUUUAGUAUAGAUGGGGUUUCACUAUGUUGGCCAGGCUUGUCUUGAACUCAAGUGAUCUGCCUGCCUCGGCCUCCCAAAGUGUUGGGAUUAUAUGUGUGAGCCACCGUGCCCGGUUAUCCACCUGCUUCUAAGAUUACUCAUUUUUUCCUGCUGUCUACUGCUACUGGGCUCUGGCAGUGGCUUUCUCAGCUGCACUCAAUGAAGCCUCUUUCUGGGUUCACCAAGAAGAAGGUGGGUGCUCCCCGCCGCCAGUCCCAAUACCCAGUCAGGAGCCAGAUCUAUGACUGCCUUCUGCUGAUCUCGAAAAUGUGGUGUCAGCUUUUCUUGAUUUAGACCCCAGCGCCAAUUUUUUGUUCCUGGAACUCUGGGUUUUAAAAACAACAUAGUUUUGGUUUGAUGGCACUUUUUAAUCAAACAGAGAGAAGACAGACAAAUAAAUCACAGCCUGUUUCCUGAGAGAUUUCAUCAGCCCUAUGGUUAUUCUUCCUCUUCUACCCCGUGGUCUAUCAGGGCACACACAAAUGCAGGCUUCUACAUUACACACUCACGCAAACACCUGCCUUAAACACAAGCACGCACUGCCUUACUCAAAUGCACCUACCUCUCACACACACACCUACCUUACACACACACCUGCCUCGCACACACACACACACAGGCACCUACUCUCACACAUACAUUCACCUGUCCUUACACACAUUCACAUCCACUCCCUUACACACACAACACCCUGAUACACACACCUGGACACACACAGUUCCUCUCUCAUAAUUCAGAGGAAGAUGUCUUUACAACUAAGCUCUUACAUUCAAAUAAGAUUAGUCGUCUUGCCCCUUCAUUCCUGUGGAGCUUAACUAUAUCAUGAGAGGGAGAGUCUUUAUUAAAAUAAGCAUAUAACACUACAAAUGAAAAUAAGGAGUGAGCAUUUAUAUUUGCUUAGAAUGAACACAAACACAUUGCAGGGUGCUCCUCAGGACCUUAGGGCGGGCCCCCAAAGCUCAAGCCUCAGUAACUUUGUGGUACAUCUGUCCUUGAUGGAAAUGUUUUUAGCUAAAUUAGAGCAAACACUCCAGUAGAUGAUUGUUUGUGUUCCCAACCUCAGUGAAAUGUGACCAUCCACAAUGAUUUGAAGCGAGAUCUCAGGUAGUUAGGCCUUUCUUUGAUAUCCUUGAAUCUGAGUGAAGCACUUUGAUCUUCAUUGUCAAAUCCAUGUAGUGACCCCCUCGCAUCCCCCUCCUGCUUGGUGAAUGCAAGCUCUCUGCGUGAAACUCCCACAGGGACGCUGAGGGGGGGGUUGGUGGAGGCCAGGACAGCUGGCAGAGAGAGCUGGGUGUGUGGUGUGGCAUUUUGGAAGCAGAGCAUGCUCAGUGUCACUUUGUGGAUAAUUUCUGCAACAAAGGAGGAAACUUCUGCUGUUCCCACUGAAGUGGAGUCUCCAUGGAACCUGCAGCAGCCGGGGCUCCAGCGGGAAAAGUGCACCCACAAUAGCACACCCCAGGAAAGGCUGGCAAAAAGCUUCUGCCUUCGAAAAAUAGAAAUAAAUUGCAAGGCAGUUCACAGACUGGAAGAAAAUUCUGCAGAACAUAUAUUCAGCAAAGGGUUUGCAUUCAGAAUAUAAAAGGAAGUGUGUAAACACACAGACAUCUUAAUGAGGAUAAAAAGAACCCAAAGCUCAAAAGUGUUCAAAGAUUUGUACACACUUUACCAAAAAAAUAUAUGAAUGGCCAAGAGAUAGAUGAAAAAUGCUCUACAUCAGGAGUCUCCAGCCCUGUUAGGAACUGGGCAGCACAAAAGGAGGUGAGCAGACCACAAGCAAGCAUCGCCACCUGACCCCUGCCUCCCGUCAGAUAAGCAGCGGCAUUCGAUUCUCAGAGGAGCUCAAACCCUAUUGUAAACUGCACAGUCGAGGGAUCUUGGUUGUGUGCUCCUUAUGAAAAUCAAAUCCCUGAUCCUGAAAGCAUCCCUCAGCCUUCAUCACCAAUUCUCUGUGGGAAAAUUGUCUUCCAGGAAGCCAGUCUCUGAUGCCAAAAAAGCUUGGGGCUUACUGCUCUAAAUCACUAGCCAUCAGACAAUGCAAAUGAAAACCACAAUGGGAUAGCAUUGUGCCUACUAAAAUGGCUAAAUGUAAAAAGACUGGCAAUACUAAGUGUUGGUGAAGAUGUGAGUGUCACUUUCAUUCACUGCUGGUGGAAAUGAAAAAUGCAGCUGCUCUGGAACUAGGAAGCCAGAAUGUUGUAAGAUUUAACAUACACUUACUAUUUGACCCAACAAAUUCACCCCUAAGUAUUUCUCCAAGAGAAAUAAAAACACAUGUCUGUACAAAUAUGUACAAAAAAUUUAUAGCAGCAUUAUUUGUUAUUUUAUUUUAUUUUAUUUUAUUUUAUUUUUAGGGACAAGGUCUUGCUAUGUAGCCCAAACUGGUCUCAAACUCCUGGCCUCAAAUGAUCAUCCCAUUUUAGCCUCCCAAAGUUCUGGGAUUACAGGCAUGAGCCACCACACCCGGCAGCGGCAUGAUUCUCAAAAACCAAAUACUGGAAGAAACCCAAACGUGUCUGAGCUUUGAUGAGUGGAUAAACAGCACAGAAUAUAGAAGACUACUCAGCAAUAGAAAGGCAUUCAAUUGUAACAUGCCACAUGAUUCCUGGAGGCAGCCGUGCGUGAGUGCUGGUCGGGCUGCAGCUCUAUGGCUCGCCCUGCCUCCCCAGCCUGCCUGGGCUCUUGUGUGCUCUUCCCCUAGUCAGGGAAAAUCCUUGAACCACCCACUUCUGAGAAACGGUGAAAGAGAGAAGGAAGGAGUAAGAAACAAAAGAAAGAAAGGGGCCAGGCACAGUGGCUCACCCCCAUAAUCUCAGCACUUUGGGAGGCCAAUGUGGGAGGAUUGCUCGAGUUUAGGACUUCAGGACCAGCAAGUGGGGAUCCCCACCAACACUAGGGCCUGCCUAUCUGGAUUAAGAGCCACAAUUUUGCCCUCUUCCCUGGCUGGUAGGGAGGAGGCUGCAC